Molecule: messenger RNA, 21151 nt
Organism: Corvus hawaiiensis (hawaiian crow)
Lineage: Eukaryota; Metazoa; Chordata; Aves; Passeriformes; Corvidae
Gene: BBX
Product: BBX high mobility group box domain containing
Exons: 18
Coding region: 298-3054 (918 amino acids)
Biological process (GO): regulation of transcription by RNA polymerase II
Cellular component (GO): nucleus
Molecular function (GO): DNA-binding transcription factor activity, RNA polymerase II-specific; RNA polymerase II transcription regulatory region sequence-specific DNA binding
Source: RefSeq, a predicted model, not a curated record
CCUCCUCCCUCCCUCCCCGCCGGGGCGGGGAAGGACCGUGCCCGGGUCUCCCCCGCUCGCCGCCAGCCGAGCUGGGGGGCCGCGGGGCUUUAACCGUGUGCGGGGCGGAUUCGCCACUUUUUCCGGGGGAGGCCCGCGGUUAAAAGUUUUCUGCGGAGGUCACUAUCACAUGACAAAGGGUUUGAGACAGCUUCAUCUUCGUCUGUCUGUAAUUUCCAUUUGCCUUCCUGGAACCAGUGUUCCCCACCUCCAUUUUGCAGAUGGCAGAAUAGACUCAGGGAUGUUCAGGUCACAGUAAUGAAAGGCAGUAGUAGGAAUAAGGAUCACUCAACAGAAGGUGAAGGAACUGGGAAGCGACCGAAAAGGAAGUGUCUUCAGUGGCAUCCCCUGCUUGCCAAGAAACUCCUUGACUUCUCUGAAGAGGAAGAAGAGGAAGAAGAGGAGGAAGAUAUUGAUAAGGUGCCGCUCCUUGGCCCUGAUGGUUUAGAGCAGGAUGCUGAUGAGACUGAAGAUGACGAGUCCUCAGAGCAACGAGCUCGCCGACCAAUGAAUGCAUUUCUUUUGUUCUGCAAACGCCACCGCUCUCUUGUGCGGAAAGAACACCCUCGCCUCGAUAAUCGUGGCGCAACCAAGAUCUUGGCAGAUUGGUGGUCUGUUCUAGAUCCAAAAGAAAAACAGAAAUACACUGACAUGGCCAAGGAGUACAAGGAUGCAUUUAUGAAAGCAAACCCAGGGUACAAGUGGUGCCCCACAACCAACAAACCUGUGAAAACCCAGGCAUCCAGUGUUACAAACAGGAAAAAGCUAUGGGCCAUUGCAUCAGACUCUGCAAAAGACUUACCAAGCCCAAGGAAAGUAACCAAAAGUGAAGAAAUGCCACAACUUAACUUUGGGAUGGCAGAUCCUACACAAAUGGGAGGCCUGAGUAUGCUGCUUCUAGCUGGGGAACAUGCACUUACUGCACAAGAGGUUUCCUCCAGUACUUGCCAGUCUGAUGCAGCUAAUUCUACAGAAGCCUGUCAGAAGUCGUCAUUGUUUCAGUUCGCAGAGAUCUCUUCAAACACAUCACAGCCUGGAGUCCUGGGGGCAGUAAAACAAACGGAGGAGUCUGCAUUGUUUCAGUUUGCUGAGAUCUCAUCAAAUACUUCCCAGUUGCCAAGUCCUGAGCCAGUAAAGCACUGUGGGAAGUCGGCACUCUUCCAGUUGGCAGAGAUUUCUUCGAGUACAUCCCGUUCAGGGCCUUCCGAUUUAACGAAACAGUGUGGAACAUCAGCAUUAUUUCAGCUGGCAGAGAUGUGCCUUGCUUCAGAAGGAGUAAAAGUGAAAGAACCUGGGAAAACAAAAGUGGAAACACUGGAAGAUGAGGGAGGGGAAGUUUCAGAGGACAUGGAAGUAGAACUGGAGAAAACAACAGUGAAGGACUCCAGUAAAGGAAAAGUAGAACAAUCAGAGAUAGAGAAAAUGCAAAACCUGGAUGAAACAAAAGCUGAGGAAUCAGAAACUGCAAAAUGCAGAGAUUUUACUAGUCUUGCAAUGGAAAACAGUCCUUUUGAGAGAAAGGAUAACACAAAGGAUCACAUGUGCCGUUCUCCAGAGCUUUUCAUGGGUGACAUGACUAUCCUUGGGCUAAAGCCGGAAAAGAUAAAGAAGAAAAAGAAAAAAAAUAAGUUGGACCGGCACACAAAUGAAAAAUCCACCCCCAAGAAAUCUUGUAAAAAGAGGCAGUCCUCUGAGUCGGACAUUGAAAGUGUAAUGUACACAAUUGAAGCUGUGGCCAAGGGGGACUGGGGUGCUGAGAGACUCGCGGAUACUCCCCGCAAAAAAAACCGCCCUGUCUCAAAUGUGAAGGGAAGCGUGUUGGAUACAAAAUCACCAAAGAAAAAAGUGAAAUCGAAAGAGAAGAAGACAUCAAAGGAGAAACUGAUGGAGACCACCAAAGAAUCAAAGCCUCCCGAUUUCCUUAGUAUUGGAGCCAGGAAGGAAGUUCCAUGUGAGACUUCUGAUAACGUUAAAGUGGAACCACUGACCCCAACAGAGGAGGUGGUACCCCAAAGCUUACCAGAACAGGUCAAAACUGAGGACAGUGACUGUGUAAAAAAGAUAGAAACCUGUGGCUCCAGGAAAUCAGAGAGAUCUUGCAAAGGUGCUCUUUAUAAAACUCUGGUGUCAGAGGGCAUGCUCACAUCUCUGCGCGCUAACGUGGACAGAGGAAAAAGAAGCUCAGGAAAAGGCAAUUCCUCAGAUCAUGAAGGAUGCUGGAAUGAAGAAAUCUGGGCCUUUUCCACAAGUGGGAACAAAAAACUGAAAAAGACUAAGCCAAAGGAAGAGUUUGUUUUUGGCUUAGCAAAAUUGGAAGAAGAAUUUGCAAAGAAAUUCAACAGCCUCCCUCAAUACAGUCCUAUUACCUUUGACAGGAAAAAUUCAGCUGUUUCGAGGAAAAAGCGAAAGGUUGGAAGCGGCUCAUGUGAACUACCAAAAUCCAACAAAGGUUCAUUCCAGUCUCAGAAAAAGAACUUGUUCCACAAAAUUGUCAGCAAAUUUAAGCACAGAAAGAAGCUUAAUGUUCCGGACACAGCCAUACUAUUAGAAGACAGAAAUUCCAGUGAGUCUGCCUGGAAGAAUAAAAUUUCUAUAUCUGCCCUAAACACUCCAGAGCCAGCAAUGAUGCAUGAGCCUUUAGUUGGCAGCCAGAAAAGGAAAGCAAGGAAAACGAAGAUCACACAUCUUGUCCGAACAGCAGAUGGGAGAGUUUCACCAGCAGCAGGAACACUGGAGGAGAAGCCGAAAGAGCUGCCACAAAGUACUCUUCAAAAAUCAUCAAGUGCAGAAACAGAUUGCAACAGCAAAUGCUCCAGAAACACAGAGACAGAAGAAAACCAUAGUAUUACGUCAGAUAUGCCAGCGGUGUCUGCAUUUUUUAGCUUAGCUGCUCUGGCAGAAGUAGCAGCCAUGGAAAAUGUACACAGAAGUCAGAGGGCCACACCUCUCCCACAUGAUGGACAGCCAAAUGAAAUGUCUCAGGCUCCAGUGCUUAUUUCCUGCGCUGACCAGUGAAGCUCCACUUUAUUGUAAAACAUUGUGCUUUACCUAAUAUCCUAGCCUUGUCUUUACCAAGGGAAGCUAGUCAGUCCAUAUGAUGGAACUAGAGACUGCAAUAAAGUGCUUAUUGCUCUGAGUGGCCCAGAAUUCACUGGAAGCCAGAUGUUAGCAACUUGGGCCAGGUCCUCAAAUUGGAACCCAGUAUGUAGGCGGGUGAUAUUGUCUGUUAAAGAACUGAAAUGGAGUGGAAUGAUCCCAGAGCUUGCUUUCUAUUGAAGGCUUUUAAACAGUAAACAGGUGGUUGGUGUGAAAAAGGCUGCCUUUACUGUUAGCUCACACAGCAUCUCUUUUACCAACCAGAGAGUACGACAACUAGUUUCAUAUAAUACCUAGUUAUUCUAAAUGAAAAUGAAAAAAAAAAAAAAAAAAAAAAACCAACAAAAACACUGACGCACUGCACUAGUUACUAUUAGAUAUUCUUAGUCAUUUUUGUACAUGAAGAUUUAAGUUCUAAGAUGGUUUAUAUUAAUAGGUUAUGCCUACGUUUAUAUUGUAGAAUGAAUUUAAAACCUGUUCCAGAGAACUCAAGGCAGCCUGGACAGAUGUACCAUUGUUAGCGGUGUUUGGGCAGCCACGAGGUCCAGAUGUUCUGCACUUUUAUAUUUGCCACCGGAGUGGUAGAGUUUACUGGGAAAAGUUCUGACAGGCUACGUUUGGGUUUGUUUCUUUUUAAUUUAGCUUUGAAUAACCAGGAUGAUGUGCAUUAGAAAAAGGAGUGGUGUAUGGAAAAGAAAAUACUGCAGAUAAUUGACUUGUCUUUCAUGCCUUGGAGGGUUCCUUUAUUUUUGCAUAGAUAUCUGAGCGACUUGGUGAAACUUUCCUGUAAACAAAAAGUACUGCAAAUGCGUUUUUCAAAAGUGACCUUAGUAUUAUUUCACAGUUCUGAAAAACUUAAAACCAUGACUUUUCGAUAUAGUGUACACCAAUACACAUACCUUUUACAUUUUACAGACACUGGCAUUGUUGUAGUUACUAUGCACAGUCCAAAUCAGCUUCAGAGUUUGCAUAAAGGGCCAAUUACAGUUUGUGUUGGUAAAGUGGAAAGCUGUAUACAGUUAAACUAAAGCUGAAGAGUAGCGUUUGACUGAAUUCAGACUACCAAACAGAUCCAUCUGCCAGUUUCUGUCUCUGCUUGUGUUGAAUUUUUGUGCUUUGCUCUCAUAAAUACAUCCCAAAAGCAAGCCAAGUGUAUCACUUGGCCUGUUACUUUCACUAUCCCGACUUACACUAUUGUAUAACCAAGCAUUGAUUCCUACCAAUAGAUGCAAAAUGAUCACUAGUAAUUGAUCUAAAGCUACAAAUUCAACAGGGUACUUCUUCUAUAGCACAAGAUGUUUCCCUACUUUUUGCAUUGUAGCACAACAAUUUACCAAAUUGGACUCCAGCAAUAAUUUUCUAUUAGUCUUCGUCAUACCGGCUGAACUUUUGAUAGUAUUAGAUUGAGUUUGAAGUUCUUUGAAUUAAGUCUUUAAAUGAUGCGAGUUUACAUCAUUCUAUCAGGCAUUCUUAUUUAUACUUGACUGAAUUGAUAAUGUGUUUUGGGGUUAUUUUGUAACUAAUUUGAUGUAAUAGCCAUAUGGACAGUAACUAUUAAUGCUUGCUAGGUUUAGCCUUCCAUUGUAGUUAAGUGAAAGUCUCUGGUUCAGUGUCAGGAAACAAUAUACAAUGUACCACAUCAGUUUUAAGAACAGAUUAAAGGUCUGACAAAAGGCAGGUAGCUGGGGAAGUGUCACUGAAACAGCACCAUCAAGGAUGCAUGUGUUGAAAGGAGGGAACAACUGAAGAACAACAAAAUUUACAAACCAAUGAGUCAGUGAAAAGGCUUUUUAAAAAAUUCAGGUGAAUAAAUGUCUGAGUCCCUGGAAUGCCAUUGCAGCCUAUGGUGGUAUUUUAAAUAAGAUUUUAUUAAAGUUUUAUAAGUUAUUUUAACAAGACAGGAAAAAACUUAAAGACUUAAAACUUGUGGGUCACAGCAGGGUGGCUGUUGGAGUUUUGGACCACUUUAUAAUUAGCUGAAAUCCAAAUAUGUUACAGUGCAGGCCGUUCACGUUGACAAUGGUACUAACUUAUUUCUCUAGAAACCUUUAGAGUAGAUAUAUUUUUGUCAGAGCACCCCAUCCUUCCUCGAUUUAAAUUUCAAUAUUGUUCCUGGAGAUAUUUCUGUAUAUUAAUGGUACCUUUUUUAAAAGAAACAGAAAAUUACUUUUUUCUAUAUGAAUUAAUAUCUUACUUGAUCUGCUUUUCCUUGACUUUCCCUUAGAGAGGGGGUAGGGUUGGGUCAGUUUACUGGAUAUGACUGUUUUCAGAUACUUAUAAACCUUUUUGUAGAUAUGCUUAAUUUUUAAGCGAUUAGGCACUGAGAGUAGCAGAAAUCCUGCAAAGCUUUAUAGUUCACUAGGCAUUUGCCUUUGUUGGUUCUCUGAGUGAUGUCUUGAUUUGAGUAGCUAGAAUUUUCCCUGAAUCUACUAGAAAGGGUAUCAGUAUUUUCAGGUAACAAAGUCUGUUAGCACAACAAAAAACUUCAGACCAAUAUCUUACUGUAUUGGGGUUGGGUUUUUUCCUUGUUUGUUUUGUUUUAAUUUUUAUUAAUUUCAGCUGCUUUCAUUUUGGAAACUCUUAUUGCUAUUGUGUGUACUUCAGUAUACCAGCAAACACUGUUACCUGUUAACACGUUGUCCACGAAUGCCUCUAGAGAAGAAAUUGUUGCACCUUAUGUAUAUCUCAAGCAAACCAAAAUAUGAUGCUUUUCUGCUUUGUUUAUUCUGAAUAUGUUGUAUCAUACUUUACUGAACCCAUUUUAACUUAGCUAAAGCUAUCAAUAUUUAUGCAUUUCACAUUAUUUUCUGGAUCUGAACCUGUGUAUAAAUCUUUCUUUAAAAAAAAGACAAGCAUUUACUGUAGUUGUGCUCUGUGACUUAUCCAUGGGAGGGGGGAAUCUUGUCUCAAGUGUAAAAUGCAGUACUGUCCCAGUUUUCCUUGGCUUUUAUUUAUUUAGUCAUCUUUGAUAUUUCAUAGUUCUGAGGCAUACAAAAUGCAUUGUUGUAGCUGAAGCUACACAUCUAAGCAGCUGGGAGAAAAUGACUGUAAUGUCUUCUUAAUUGUUCUAGUACUGUAUACAAAUAUGGGAAAAAUGUUCUGCAGAACAUUUGAGAUGCAGAUUCUUAUCCCCACAGUAGGCUAUUUUCCAGGUAUUAGACCAAAUCAAUCAAAACUCCAUGAUCUUACAGGUCUUUUCUGACUAAAUGAUUCUGAAAACAUCUAUGGAGAUUACUUAGUGCUCUGCUUAUGGCAGUAACUACCCCUUGAAUGUGCUGUGAUUUCAGAAAAGAAUAUAUUUAUUUAAGAUGACUGAAUGCUCUUUUAUACUAAUACAGUAUCCCAAAGUCAUGAGCAAGAGACUUCCUGGUAGUUUGGGUUUCUAUUUUAUAGCAUUGGUGCAUGACUUUUGAAAUUAAAGUGAUAAGCAUUGUUGGAAUGGGGCACAAGAACAAGGGACUGGUAGAAGUGUGUGGAUUUGUGGUGUUUAAAUUCCAGCUUUGGUCUGUAUUAUUUGGAUGAAAGCUGCCUUUGUAGCACAAGGCUGAAGAGCAUUCUGCAGUUUGUAUCAAGUAGAGAGUUGUAAGUUAUGUCAGUACAAGGGAAUGCCUUAUAGUUCGGAUGCUGUCUUUUGCAACAGGAUAUUAAUUGAAGCAGUUUUAAUUUCCACUGCCUGUUUAGCUACUGUACAGAUACUGAACCAACUGAAGGCAAGUUAUAGACAUGGGGCAGCUAAGAGAGCAUGGAAGGAAAGCUGUCCUUUAUUCUCAGUAUGGCAACAUUAUGGCAACAAAGGGGAAUUAGAACAGAAUUUAGAUUUGUAUAUAUGUGUGUGUGUGUGUGUGUGCGCACGUGUGUGUGUGUGCCUGGGUGUGUACAUUCUGCAAAAAAAUGAUGUAGGAAAACCAGAAACAUGAUGGGUCUACAAGACGCUAUAAUGGAUGUCGACCCUUUUGAGUGCACUCCCUUUUUUUUUGAAUGCUGAGUCUAAUAUGGCUACCUCUCCUAAAAGACUACUUUUGUUAACUUCCAUUUGCUUUCAGGCUUGAUCAUGUAAUCUUCUUCGCCAUUGAUAUCAUUUGUAUAUUGCUGUGUGCUUUAUUUUCCAAGAGCAACAUUUAUAUAGCACAGACACCAUAAAGGCUGAAUAUACAGCGGUAGCCAAACUAUGUUGCUGGAGCAUUUUUGUUUAACCUCUGCCACAGUCCUAGGGGUUGCAGGACAUGGCCCGCUAGCUCUGCUUGAUUCAGUGAGAUCAGUUUCUGUAACAGCAGAAGGUGCAGUGCUCGUGGGGUGGUGGACUUCUGAUGUUUCCAGAGGUGUCGAGUAAGCCACAUGCUGCUCUUGAAACUUACUCUGGAGUUUAUGUUUGCAGUCCUGAUUUCGCAGGGAAACGUAACUGUGCAACAUAUGUGUUGUAUGCCCUACGUUAUCCAUUAGAUGCUGUUUGUUUGCUGUGCUUGUUUGAUAGAUUGUAGACCUCCUAGGUAACUCUGCCAUGUUUUCCGAUACUCAUGGCAUUCUCCUUACCUUGUACAUAUUUUCAAACUGUCAACUACAGCUGCCAGGAUGCUCAGGCACUUCAGGACACUGAGUGCCAUGAACAAGUACAUGUUUAGGCUGUGAAAGCGUUGCCUCCUCCCCUGAACUCCCCAAGAAGAAGGCACAGUGAAGUUCAUGCUCUCACUGAAGUACUACCACAGUCAUUUAUAUACUCAGUAUUUUAUAGUGAACUGACAACUUUGAAGAAGCUUAUGAGAUGGAUGUCUAUUUUAUGUUCCCCCACUAAUUCUUUUAUGGCAGAAAUCUAGGAAGACUUGACAUGAGAUCUCCACUCAGCAACACACCCUAAGCUUAGGCUGGAAACCCUCCCGAUCACGGACCACUAUGCUCUGGGAGUUAAGCUUGGGCUUGCGUGAUGUUCGUGGGGGAGGCACAUCAUCAUCAUGACCUAGGGCCUUCAUUGAGGUGGAAUUUUAAAGCGACUGCAAAUAGCUUAACAUUUUGUUGAGUUCUUCCAAAGACUUACAUUGUAGUUUCUGGGUCUUGGCUGUUAGCAUACACCAGCAGACCUGCACUGAACUCCACUGGAAAAACCACGGUUCAGGAUACCUAACCAGGCUCCCGAAUGUAAUGGUCUAGUUUGCUCUUUUCACGUCCACAGCUGAAACCUUGUUUGCCCCUCAGUACUGCUGUCCUCCAGUGAGUGGUUGGGUCUUUGAGGGCAGCAAAAGCAGGAGGGGCAUGUAUGUGCAUGUGUCUGCACGUGUGUGUACAUAUACAUGCACACGUCAGAGUGCAGGGACUUCAGCGUGUACUCUGUACAAGAGCAUUCCCAUGUUUGCUCAUAAAACAACUUGAAGUUUCUCAGAUGAUAGUUUUCCAACUUCCUUGCUAGAUUUUGGUAUCUUUCCUUCACAUUACACACCAUAAGGUGUGAGUUUCAAAAAUCACACCUGAAAAAAACAGAACCUGUUAAUCUGGAUGCUACAAAAACCUUCUUUCUCAGCAGUGCUUGCUUUUAAUAACCAGUAUCUGUUGACAGUUUUAACACAACUGAUUUGCUAUGAUCUUUCUUCUUGGAGCCCAAUCCUUCAACUUCUAUUCUCACAUGUAUUUCCACUGAAUUUUGACCUAGUGUUUGGUUUUAUUCUCUCCAAAGUUGGUUGUAAACAUGCCUUACAAUAGUUCAUCUCCAUCAAUGGUGUAACAGAGCUACUGCCUUCUUAGUUGUGUCUAGUUAAGUCAAUAAGCACAUUUAUAGAAUGUCAUAUUUUAUUCAAGAACCUCUAAUUUGAGAUUUUUAAGUGCACAUGUUAAGUCAUGUGUAUAACAUGCUAAAGUACAUUAAACUGUGAUAAUGAAACUGAAUAAAAAUAUUUAAUAAAAUAUUUGAAAUAUUUGAUAAGGACCUUUAAAUAGAUUUCUUCAUGUUCAUUCUAUUUUGGUUAUCUAGCGUGUGCCUGUAAACAGUUUCCCAUUUAAAACUAAUGAUUGCAAAUAAAUACUAUUCAAAUGGAGCUUCUUUGAUACUUCACCUGCUUUUCCAUCAAAUGAUUGUUUACUUUAACAUAUGGCUGAGUUAGCAGUAUUGCAGAAUUUGUUUUUAGCUACAGUAUGAACUUGUUGGGGUUUUUUAUAUUUAAACAAGCUCAUUUUCACCUGAAAAUGGAAGAUGCCAAAACCCAGAGAUGGAUCCUCAGAACUGUAAGCGGUAGUUUUCUGUCAGAUCAUCCACUCAGCUUCUACACAAUGACUGUGAAGAUGUCACUUAUUUUGCAAAGAACUUCUGCUCAAGUGUUCUUCCUUACGUGUGUCUAUACUGGGAGCUUCCAUUUUAUUGUUUAAAACUUCUGAGCCCGGUUCAGCACUGUUGACAUUGUUUAGAAGAUCCACAGAUCCAUUCAAGUGCCCCAGAAUUCUUUGGACUUACAUGACAUGAAGAUGGAAAUUGUGGGACAGAGAGAGCCAGGACUCAGUGCAGUUAGGCUUUGGGAGAAAAGUUUGCCUUUUCUUCUGAGCUUUCUAGGUAUCUGCUUCAUGUUUCUGGAUUUUGUCUUCUUUGCACAACUGGGAAGCUUGUUUAUAGUCAACAAAGAUAAACGAGAAGUCAUUCCACAGAAGAAGACCUUGCUAUGUUUUCAGUCUUUGGACAUAAGAGAACUUAAUUCAGAAAUGGUUUCUCUUAGAAGUAAGUAUCAAGUGACAUCAAUGUUUAAACUUAAAGGUAAUAGGUUACCACUACUUUGGAAACUUGUUUAAACCAGGAAUCUGUUCUGCCCAUAUAUUUUACCCUCUUGGGGCUUGAAAAUUAGACUGUUGGGGAUCUUCUCUUUUUCUGUCCUUGGAUGCCUGAAACCUCCUUGAUUGCAAUGUAUUUUUUGAUCACAGAAGACCCCAUAACAGACUUCAUGAAGCCAGUAGACACUGGCUGUUCGCAUGGGAGCAGAUCUCCUGUCUCUGAAUCAAAAGCAGCAGAAGGGAAACUUAGGUUUGUGGCUUUUUUUUAACUAUGUGCCAUUUACUCAGGAAAGAAGAAAUGUAUGCAGUCUUGCAAUGCCUUCACUAGGUGUGCAUCAGUAGCUCUGCAAAGAAACGCCAGGAAUGGAAAAGCUUCAGCCUUUAAGGCCUGUAAAGGUCAUGGGGAAGGGGAAGGAAAGUUCUGAUUCAGUGAGCAAAACAAGUGGAAAAAAUUUUAAGAAAUACAUGUUCUGUCAAUAUUGGAUGCGCAGUCAGGGACCUUGAAGUCACUAUUCACUUUUUUUAUUACUAAAUUACCUUAAAACAGUCAUCUUCAUUCCUCAAUGCCCCAUCUUUUCUCCUAUGCUCUCAUUUUGUUCUUCCAACCAAAGACCUGCUGCAUUCAGCUAAUUCUCAGUGCAUCUAGAUCAUGUUUGUUACCCAGCUCUCACUCAGGUUGCUUUUUGCAACUGCAUUACACUGACUCUUAACUGUCAGGUAAGGUAAAUUUCCACUAAUACUUCUGGAAAAACACAGGGUGGAAGUUCAAGCGAUUCAAGCACCAUGCUUUGCUAGACACUGGUGUUCUCCCCUCAAUAGCAUUUGUUGGGUCCCUUUCUUUGUUCAUCCGGCAGUUUUUUAAUGUGCAGCUAACCCUGCUUUCAGAGAGACUUUUUGUUCCUACAGUGUGACAGCAUGGAGUGAGACACACAGUAUACCUGGGCAUACAGUAGCCUUGCUGUACACCAGCUCAUGGGGCUGUCCAUUCUCCAGUAGGACACUAGCACUUUGUAACAAAAUACGAGAUGCGUUCCUAUCUCUGCUGCAAAGUUCUGUUUUGUUUUGUUUUCUGAAAUAAAACCUGUAAGAUACAACAUCUACCUUCUUAUCCAGUGUCAGAUUCUUUUGUGUGGACUGUUCUUGGCCCAGCAACAGUAAGAAAUUGAGCUCUAAUACAGUUGUAUUUAAAAUAUACUUGAAAUUUCAUCAAGGCUUUAUUGAUUUUUUUCCUGAUCACAGAAUCAUUAGGUGUCCAGCAGAAGUGCGCUGGACUGUGGUGUCGCUGCUGCAAGCCCAGCUGAAACUCUGGUUGAAAAUCCAGCCUACAUAAAGUACAAAAUACAAAACAUGUAUUCCAUAUGGAGCAGCAGUUUAGCUUAUUCGUCAGCCUGUGAAGCAAGAUGAGCUAAUUGAAAUAGACUCAAAAAUCAAGCUAGCUGAGUCAGAAUGACAGGCUUAGCAUUGCAGCACACUAAGACAAGGCAGGUGUUGCCAUCAAACAACAUCCAAUUUAAGAGAACAAAGCGGGGUGGAAAGAGAAAACCUGAGCUCCUUCCAAUCCAAAAGAAGUUUUUGGAACACAUCUUUGGAGUACAAGUUCCACAUACGGCCCACCAAAGGCUUCCCAGUUGGAGCAGACCAUUAGGCUUCAGUCAGACCAAUCUGAGUAUCAAUUCCCUUCCUUCCAAGGGUGGGUUCCCUUAAUACCUGGUCAGCACCACUGUACCAUUUUUAGGAGUUAAGGAGACUUUGGAAGUCUGUCAGUCCCUAUCUGUCAGAGUUUAGGAUUCUUGGUUUUGGUGUCAGUGUCGACUAAUAGUUGCUUUUGUAAUGGCUCUGGAGUUCAUGUGUUUUCGGUCUUGCAAAAGCAGUGUCAUUGAUUCAGGCAUGCCAUUGCCAUUGGCAUCGGUCAGAGUGACGUCAUUUGAAGCAGAUUCACUGUGCAUCUCUCUCUUGACAGACAGACUGCUCCCUGUUACGUUCUGAGAUGGUUAUCUGGUUUGGGACUCCCAGCUGUGGUGUUUGUCAGGAAGCCGGGCUCUGGCAGGGAGAGAUUCUUUCGCUACAAGCCUCUCGUCUUCUGAACGGCAAAAAGUUUGUUAAUUCCUCAACAGCUUUGUGUGGGAUCUGUUCUUUGCUGCAGCUGCUUAGAUAGAUUUCUGUAAUACAAAAUGAAACAAACCCAGCUGGGAACUCGAUGGUGAAGUUGGACUUUCAUGAGCUUCCAGGUUUCAAUAGGCGGCACAGAGAUUGACAGGUUGUGGCAACAAGGCUGUGUUUCCUUUUGUUUGGAAGAGCAGUGUUUUCUAACGGAAGUAAGGUGGCAGGGAAAUUACCAUCACAGCAGAUGGACAAUUCAUUGUCUUCAAGAGGUUCCAAUUUCAAGGGCAAGGUUUGCCAAGCAGUCUAAAAUAAAGCAGAAAUUGCAGUUGAAAUCUGUGGCUUGGAAUGGAUGCUGUGUUUUGCUUCAGUGACUGUAGCAAUAACUUUUCAUUUAGAAGUAAUGUGUGAGCUGCUCAAUGGGUGAUGCCGUUCUAAACCAUCCCAUUCACUCCUAGAUGACAGAUGUAUUUGGCACAUGGUGUAAGUGUUGCUAACGAGUGCUUCCCUGCAAGUACAUCAUAAAUAAUAUCAAGUGCUCAUCAUUAUUUUAAUCAGUAUUUAAGAAAAUUCUUCUUGCUGUCUUCAGAAAAUACACUGUGCUUGGCUGGCACAGGGCAUAGUUUUACACUGGAAAGUAAUGGAGGGAAGCAUUUGCUUUGUGACUGUUUAAUCUUGGUACAUAAUUUUUUCCAAACAUCUUUGCUAGUAACUGUAGUGUACCACAUUUAGGACAUAGCUAAUUGAGCUCUGGGAUGUUUCAAAGUGAAGGUAUCUACUUACUUCCCAUGCAGAAAUCCAUGCCAGCAAGGAAAUCUCUUAGUGAUGAAGGGUUGCAUUUUUGAAAUAACUAAUUUAUGAGGGUUUUUCUCAUGAUGCAUUUCCUGGGUGAGAACCUUGAAAACAGCAUAAUACACAAGAGUCAGUAUAAAACCAGUAGCUUCGUAUUCACGGAUUCUGUUAAUCUGCAACUAGUUUAAAGAACCUAGACAAAAAGCCAGAUGUGUGCUGUUCCACUUGGACACAGUGGUUUCUCUAGCUAAUGGCCAAGAGUUGCCAGCAGGGAUUUAAAAGCAUCUUUAAUGAUGAGAUAAAAAUGUAUUCUUAAAUAGAAAUGUCUGGACUUUUAGACCACUCAGAAAAUACUCAGUGUGCUUUGCAAGAUGAGCAAUUUUUGUGUAGUUUUGAUUAAUAAAACCACAAACACAGCUAUUUCAACAAUCUUCAGAUAAAUAGAAAAUGGCAAAUGUAGUUUUUUGGAUGCUGUGAGUUGCCUCAGACCUAGAUGGGAGUCCCUUAGCAGCACUGGCCUGUCACACUUGACUGCUUGUGGGAGGAUGUGGUGGCAUGGCUGGAAUGUGCAUCUGUAUUCAGCAUUAAACCACCAUCCCAUAAAUCUCAGCCGCUGGAAAUCUGUUUCCAUCAAGAUACAAGGGACAUAAACAGCAUAAAGCUGUUUAAAAAUCACAACUUGUUGGGUUUUCCACUUUUGUCAAAUCUGCUGCCCCACUGCAAAAUGCUUUGUAUGUGGCAGAGAUGGAUCUUUUCCUUGGAUCUUUUCCUUGGUUUUCUUUAUCUUGCAGGAAGUUGGGAACAAGCUUCACUUGCCAGUCUUUCACCUUGCUUUUCAGUCAUCUUGCCUUUCUCGCCUCUCUUUUUUUGAGAGGCUGAACACUUGGUAGACAUCAGUAGCAAAACAUCCCACAGAUUUUCAGUAGGAUGGACAGUAUCCCACACCUUCCCAAGCUACUGCAUAACUCUGAAAAACCCACAGCGUUUUUUUAUUAGUAUUUUAACGACAAUUUUCCUGAGCCAUGGCUGUGUGUCAAACACAGCUUCUGCAAAAAGAUAGGCACAGGGAGGUGGGAUCCUGCUAGGAAGUUGAUAGAGCAGCAAAGCUGGGCUCCCCAGGCCGUUUUUGAAACCUUAUAAAUUAUUUCCUCCUCCUAACAGUUUGUUGUGAGAAUAGAUUCACCGUUUUUGGGAAAUUGGCCUGGUUCAUUUUUUAUUGCAUGGCUUAAAUUCACUUUUUUUUCUAAAAGCCAAACCAAACCCUCUUCAGCACUGCAUAUUAGACUACAACAUUCACAUGAACUCAUGCUAAGCCUUAACUUGCAAAAUAAAACUCUUACCACAUUUCUAAAUUCCUUUAUUAGAGGGGGAAAUGACAAUCCCCAGACAAUUACACUUUUUUCUCCAUAAUUACUGAAGAAAUCUUCAGAUCAAAUAAACACCAGUUACCUUGCUCAUACGGCCUCACCUAAGGCAACAAGCACACGUGGGGGAAGCCUGUGGGGUCAGACAUGCAGCAUUAUGGCUUUCCCUCCAGGGAAAGCACCCUGGCCAUUGGGAAGCUGUGCAGCAGCCCCACUGCAUCCAAAGGGAUGGGAUAGGGAUGCCAGCUGACAGAUGCUGCAGACAGCUGCAGCCCGAGUUGCACCUGCAGGACUCACAUAGCCAAGGGCUCUUUCCCUGCAUGUCUUGUCAGUUCGUAAAAUGCUGCUUUAUAUUUCUGUGUCUUUCACCUGCUUGUGUUUGAAAGCUGUUCUAGGCACUUUGCAUGAGAGAGAUCACGUUGGGAGAGCAGUUCCCUGCGGGUUUGAGUUGUUGCAGUCAGAGAUUGGCAGUGGAAGCACUGGAUACUUGCUGUUGUAAACUUCAUCCAUCUCCUUGAAAUACUGUUGUGGUUUUCUCAAGGCUCUGUGCACAGGGCAUAAUUGCUGAUGCAAAGACAUUUUUAUCCUCUUGUUAUUGUUACUGAACACUGCUUUCAUCAAGAAACAUGAAUUGGGGAAGGAUGCCACAGACUUUCACAAUUAAAUCUGUCACUAGAUAGUCUUUUUUCACCCAUGUGAAAUUUAUAAAUGGGGGGGGGAUUAACUCAGGGUGCAGACAAGCCUAUAAGGAAAGACCAGCACCUCCAUAAAUCAAGUUCUGCAUUUUCUGCUUGUGUUUCUAUGGUGAGAGUGGGUCAGCAAGUUGCUGAAGUAAUUGCUUACUGCAGAAAUGGUGAGCAGAUGGAUUCCCACUGCCAUCCGUAGGUGAGCGUGGCCGACCACUGCACCUGCUGCUGUUUGUUCACUUCCUUUCACUCCUUGCAGGUUGACUGCUGUUAUGUUGCUGCAUUAAUUGUGCACCAUAAGCCAGCUGAGAGGAGCUGGGGGUGGGAGGUCAGCUUUGGGCACUCGUGUUAGAAAUGCAGCGUCACACAUCAUCAUCGCAGUAGUGUGUUGCUAUUUCCUAAAGGUCUUUUGUCUUGAUGUUUGUGAGUGCCUGUUUUAAAAUGGCCCAGGCUCCAAGCUUGACUUUUUUUUCUUUUUUUCUUUUUUUUCUUUUUUUUUGCUUUGUUUUCUUCUUUUUUUUUUUUUGAGACAGAGUCAUGUUUCAUGUAAACCACAUAAUUUCUUUGGGCUACUUGUAGCAGAUUUUAAAAACCAGCUGCUCUUUGAUUGCCCAGCCCCUGCAAUCCAUGGGCAAGAACCAGCAAAGGAUAUUUAAAAGAGUCAGUGGUUCUUGUCAGUGUGGGGAUUUCUUGUUCGUUACCAACUUUUCAGCAGAUCAGUCCACAUUUUUCAAGAUUGAAAAAGGCUGAAGGAAAGCUUUCUGUGACAGCUUUUGAAAGUCAGGGUGAAUAUUCCUGUGUGUUCUUCUUGGUUUGCUGCUCCCCAUUUUUAUCUUUUUUAAGGGUGACUGUAUAAAUAGACAGGGUUUUGGUGGUGUGUGAGGAAAGUGUAAGCUGACUCUUAAUAGGAUGUCUGAAGUGCUUGUGUGUGUUCCUGGACAAACAGCAAGCUAAGGCAGAAAACCAAACAGCCAGACAGGAUAUUAAACACAUCCUGGGUUGUGGCAGGAUGAGAUCUUGGCAGGAUUUGCUUGGUGCAGAGUCACAGGGCCAAAAGGGACUUGGAGACAUCAGCUAGAGAAUUUCCAUGGCGGGUUAAGCUAUACUUAGCACAGACCUGACAGGUGGAUGGGUGGGUGUUGAACUUGUCCUUAAAAGCCUCUAAUAGUGGAGAAUCAACCAUUUCCCAUGCUGUUUUUUCCAGUGUUUGACUGUCUUUUUGAGGGUGGUUUAUUCCCCCAGUGCCUAAGUACAGAAUUUUAGGGUAUAGGAGGCGAAAACAGUGUCCUCAAAUGGCAUUAGAUAGAGGAGCAUUGUAACUGUUUUUAUAAAUGCAACUUUAGAAAUAAUGGUCAGAUAAAAUCUGAGACAAGAUUUUCAAGGAGCACCAGCAACUUUGCUCACCACAGGACUCCUCCAUGCCUUUGAAACCCUCUUUCCUCGAAUGAUGUGUCAGGUUGAUGGUUAAUAGCCAUAUCAGAGAGGUUCAAAGAGACCUUUCUCUUCAUGCUGUGUUUUCUAUCCAGUAGUUGCCUUCAAUUUUUUUUUUUUUUCCAGAGUUCAGACAGUGAAAAAACAGAAAACCAAACCAAAAAAUCCCUAGCCCCAAACCAAUCCAGCGUGCCAGCCUUUUUCCUUGGUACCCUUUUCAAAUACUACAAGGCCAUCAGUAAAGCCAUAUUACGAGGAGGAAACCAAAAGAGAACAGCAUCCAUUUCGUUAGGCAGUGCUUGUGCCAGCCACAGCAAGAGGCUGGAGAGCCAGCAGGGGCCAGAGCCUGCCCUUGGCCUACAGCUGUCCUCUCUCCGCUGCCUCCUGCCUUGGAAACAAGCCUUUUUCCUGAUUAUCCUCUGCUGGGAUGCUGCUAGCAAGGCAUCACCUGUGCUUGCAUCAGGACCCCUGCCUGGGGUCUGAUCCAGCCUCUCCCUGGAAGACAUGGGAAAAGCUGCGUGCAAUGGUGUUGGCAGUGCAGGGACCGGGACAUCCCCGGGUCUCUGCUUUGAGACAGAGACCCAUGGCUGUGCCUGCAAUCCUCUCUCCAGCUCCAAACUAGGACUAGUGGAAUAAUUCUGAAACGCUUAGGAGACUAAUGGAGCAAGGCCAGUGUGCUGCAAGAGCUGUGCACUCCCCUGCUGCCUGUGCACCAGUUUACCUGGGGCAAUGCCACAGUUUAUUGAGGAGUCUCUGAGGGACAGACCAUGCUGAGAGCCCAUUACUGGGAAUAGGCAUCUAAUGGGGAAGCAAAGAGGAGAGCACAUACUGCAGGCUGGGCAGUUGCCUUCAUUUUCUGUCUGUUCUGGCUCGUCAGGAGGCUCUCUGCCUGGACUUCUGGUCACUGUGCCUGCUGCCAGGGCAGGGGUUUGCUGUACUCACCAGAAGUUGCAGGCUUGCAAGAAAUGGUUUGGCAAACUUCUAACACUCUAGUGGUCCAGGCACUGGGCAGAGAUUGCCCCAGGCACACUGGCAUGGGCUGGGACCCUUCUCCAGGCCCACCAGCCCUGCUCUUCUGCGUCGCCACACAAAGCUGGAGGUGGGGAAGGCAAUGGCAAAGCCCCCGGCUUGGGCAGCAUUAGUGCCUCCUGCAGUGCCUGGCACCCCUUGUAGCCCCACACGGCCACAGUCAUGGCCAGUGGCACUGCCCAGGGCUGCUGAGGCUGCUGGGGUGCUCCGAGCACCGGCCCUGCACAGCCAGGGCUCUGUGGUCUCGCAGGGAACAGCUGCAGGUGGUGGCAGAGGAGGCGUUCAGUGCCCAUUGUUUGCUGUGGUGCCCCAAGGCCCCGUUGAGCUGCUCCAUGUGGUGGUACAGAGCUGGGCACUGACACCCAGGGAGUCACAGCAAAGCAGCAAGGGACUGGGUGCUGUGUUGAAGAGCUGAAACAAGUGGUACAACAGGACACAAAGCAGAGGCUUCCUAUGGAUGCUUGCUCCAGGUGACAUCUGGCCCCAGUUAUGGGCAUGGGUAUAGCAAGGAGCUUGGAUGGAUGGGGGACCCAGGUCUGUUCAGUUCCAGUAUGAGCCUUUGAUGAAAUCCCAUGCCAACUGUGUGCUGACCAAAAACUGACUUUUAAGGGCAGUAUUGAGAGAGAAAAUAUUAAUGGCUAAAAAGGAAAGGGGGGCAACAGAGCAGUUUAGAAAACGCAAUUCCCUCAACAACUUUGUUUUUGGAAGAACUGUCACUAUAAAAGGGGAAACCAAGCUUGUGGGAGGGAUGAAAUUAUUUUCCCCAAGCCCAAUAAUCAACCUGGCAAGGAUGGCUUAGUGCUAGGAGCUUUUGCUCCUGUUGUCACACACAAACUGUGAAACAGGUGGAUGCCUAUCAGGCUGCACUUCAGUUGUGAAUUAACCAGCAUGUUCAGUAGUCCUCGGCUUUCACCAUCAAUAUAAUCUUUAGUGAUGCCUGGAGAAGGAAAAGUGUUUUCUUCCAUGUUUCACAGUUUCUCUCCUGCUCUGAUAGACUCUUAAUCCCUCGUGCUGCCCCUCAUUUUCUCAGUGCUGCUCUCCUCUGGGAACCCUAUCUGGAAUAAGCAAAACCAGGUUACAGUGGAGACAAAAGUGACAAAAAAAGUUGCACUUUGCAGCAGAUCAACCAGAUCAUGAUUUCCAAAUUACACCCUGUUACUCAGUAGUGAAAAAACCACAAGAGCAGCCAGUACAGAUGACUAUUCAGCUGAUUUUAUAGUGUAAUUUCUUCUCACUUAAAAUUUGUACUUCUUUUUUUCCCUUCUUCUGAGCAUAGCAAGGUGCUUCCCACAUUUUCCCUGCUGUUGAGUAUCAGCAAGUGCUUUGAGUUUUGUAGAGCUGCAGAGGAAUUACAGAAUUGAAAAGUAACACUGAUCCUGUUACCCUUGCAUGCACAAAAUUCUUAGCAAAAUACAAAAAAAAGUCAUUUCUCUUGUGUUGUGCUUGCUCGGUGUAUGUCAAAAGCAAAGCGAAGUCUAAGGGCAUAAAUAAGGGGAAGUGAUGCUCUAAGGUGGUGAUGCAGGGACUGAAGUGACUGAGUUUUAAGCAGUGUCCCUACACAGUGUCUUUCCUGAUACAGGCAGAAGAAUUUACAUCAUGCACCAUAAAGCUCAGCUUCCAGCUUUUGUGUGCACCCCUCUUCUUGUGGUACUUUCCUGCCUGCUCCCAGUGGGUACCUGGAUGAGACAAAGAAGGAUACCUGCUGCUUGGAUAGCUAAGAUUGCAUCUGAGUUCACAUGAAAUACCAAUCAGGAACUUUGUAGCUUUACUGUUUUGUAAUCAGAGGUGCAGAGGGCAAUGCUAAAUUCAGCAAGGAUGUGUUUGCCUGGUGGAGUGCACAUGGUAGGUAUGCUCAUAGGUACCAGCCAUCCUUCCUUCUCUAACACUGCAAAUACAUCCUGUUCCAUCAGGGCAUCCUUCUUUCAAAUACCUAUUUUUAAGCUCCCCUAUCAAAAUGUCAUAAUUAUUAGGGGAAACUUUAUUUACUGCCACACUUUUCUUGACACGUUUUGUGCUUUAUCAAAGAUGGCUUUCGUUGAGUGUGUGCUGUGUGCUUUUGGCCAGAUGUUGGAGCUUCCACUGGGGGUUGUUUCUGCCAGUGGCAUGUCCCUGGCUGGGAGGUCCAGGGGAGCAGAGUGGUCACUUGUGCAGGUGGGACCAUGCUGAGUCCCACGGGCCAGAUCCUGGUUUGGCAGGUUGUCAGGAAAUGAGGCAGGCUGUGGGGAAUACCCUCAGCACUGGUUUGGUACUUGAGGCAGAGCAACUGCAUAUCAGGGUGUGAUCACUGAUUUGGGAAGAGGCUUCUAGAAACUCCCAUGGCAGGGAGUGUGUUAAGUGACAUCUGUGUCAUCAACAAAAGUGGUGUAGUAUCUCAUGUUAGCAGCCAGGAUUGGGCUGAGAACAAAGUGAUCUUGCUUACAAGAGGGGCUUUGUCCCUCCAUCCCUGUUUUCAGGAGGAAAUCCAUUGGAAGGGGUGCCUGUCUGCAUGUGCAUGCUCCCACUUUGCCUUUGUCAGUGGACCCCAAGACACUAACAGGGAGCACACUGGAAAAGGGUGGCACAAAAGGCACCCUGGGCCUUGCCAGGUCCUCACGGUGCUCCUUGCAAAUGUCUCUCCCUUCCUCAUCCCCUGCUGGCAGCUUGGGCUUGGCUCUGGGCAGCAGCAACAGACAGCACUCUGCUCCCUGCCCUCUGUGGGGAGCACGAGGCUCAAAUAGCCCAGUUGGAGAUUUGACCAAAACGUGUUAAGAGCAUUUCCUCAAAUAGUUUUAAUUUUAAUAAGUCAUAUUUAGUAGCCUUAAGGACACUGGCUAUGUGAGAGGAAAGGGUUAUGUCCUGAAAACAAAGUUGGAUGCAUGGGUGCUGUGUGAAAGGCUGCUGAGAACUUGGUGUGGGGUGAGAGGCAUCACAUCUUCCUUAAGACAGAGGAGCCGUUGCCAUGUGGUUGAAAAACGUGGCAGAGCUGACAAGAGAGAAGCACUUUGACUGAGAAAUGUUCUUUUAGAUUAAACAACAAAACUCUGCAUGCACAUACAGACUAGAUCUUCAUAACGCGGCAGGCUUUGACAGUGUACUGCAGCAUUAUUGCUAUUUAUAAUCGACAAUUACUAACACUAUAAUCCAGUAAACUUAGUGGUAGCAAUUACAGCAACAUAAAUAGCAAUCCAGAUGACUAAAGGCAUUGCUGUCAAUGCAGGUGGCAGCUAUAGCAUUAGAAAAAGAAGCUGGAGGGAAGAUAUCAGGACUCAAUAUGUGAGCUUGGGUCUGCUAGUCUUUUAUAUACCAUUUUUAAUAUACUUCCUGAAAUGAAGCUUCAGAAAGGUACACUGCCUCUUUAAAAUUAGUCUAGGAACUACAGGUAGUUCACAUUAUUUUUAAAAUAAUAAAUCUCUAUAUAUAUCUAUAUUAAAAUAUAUAUGUAUACAUAAGUUGGCUAGCCUACCUUGUGGAAAGGCUGCAGCUAAACUAAGUCUGAGCUAAUAUUGUAUUACCAUGGUCUUCUGGUUUGUAGAUAGCCCUUCCUUAUUAGAUGAGGUUCUGUUCUUGCUCCACAGAAGGUGCCUGUGUAUAUAACUCCUUUGUAUUGCUUUCUGCAGAGUCCCUUAUAUAUUUCUUACUACUAAUGCUGUGUAGAAAAGGAAAUCCAGAGAUUUUACUACUGAUAAUUAACCAUAUAAUGGCCAUUAGCAAAAUAAAGAUUUAGUUGUUUGGGAAACAGAUUAUUUAUAUUGUGUAUGGUUUAUUGCCUGAUAACUUGUUUGGUGACUGGAUAUUCUUUUCCUUCUCCUGGUCCUUUUCUGCUUUUUCCAGCUAUGGUGUUUACGCCUCACUUUGAUUAUCUAGCAGGCAAUAAAGUAUAUUGUAUGUUUUGAA